AUGUGUUACGUGGGUAAGGCAACCAAGAUCUUCAUCUUCAUUGUCACCGUCCUCGUCGUUCUCGGUCUUGUUUUGGGAUUUGGCCUUCUUCGCCGUGCCCACCUCAAAAAUGUCAAGUGCUCCGGCGAUUCCUGCUUUUCUCCCCCUGCCACCACCUUCCCCGCCCCCAAUUUUGCCUCUCCCACUCCCAACUUUGGCUUUACCCCCGCUCCUCCCACCCCUCCGAGUCCGAUUCCGCCUUAUUCGAACCCUAGCCCGCCUCCUCCGUCGGCACCGAUGAUGAAUCCAAGCCCACCUGCGCCACCGGCACCGAUUACGGAUCCUAGUCCGCCUCCGCCUGACUCUAACCCCACUCCACCUCCAGCGCCUUUAUUGCAGUCGCCGCCUCCGCCGUCGCCUUCGUCUCCGAGCGCAGCGGCUCCUCCUUUGAACCCGACCAGCUCGAUGCAAAUAGUCAAGGGUCCUGCUCAUGCCUAG
This is a messenger RNA of Prosopis cineraria, 477 nucleotides long. RefSeq names its product vegetative cell wall protein gp1. The record is from RefSeq and is a predicted model, not a curated record. The transcript has a single exon. Lineage: Eukaryota; Viridiplantae; Streptophyta; Magnoliopsida; Fabales; Fabaceae. Bases 1 to 477 code for a protein of 158 amino acids.